AUGGAGGUCCAGACUUGUGAAUUGCUGCGGUUGGCUUGGGCGGUGGCGGUGCUCGGGCUGCAGACGCCUGAGGACGAGCGGGAGCCUGCAGGAUUUGACAUCGCCAGCAGCGGCGUCGUCCGCGAGGGAGCGGGCCGGCGGGGGCCGCGGGUGGCGGGGCAUUGCGCGGGCGCGCGCGGCCGGGGCCUGCUGUCGGAGCUCGGCGCCGAGCUCGCGCGGCGCCGACUGGGCCCGGCGCGCGUGGCGACGGCGCUGUGGUCGCUGUCGCGUCUCGGCGGCUCGCCCGCCGCGCGGCGCGCGUUCCACCUCCUGUCGCAGCGCCUUAUGGCCGAGCCCGGCGGCGGCGGCGCCGCGCAGCUGGGGCCGGCUGCCGUUGUUAAGCUCGCGACCGCCUGCGCCCAGGCCGCGUGGGCGCCGUCGGCGCUGCUCUCGGCGCUCGCCGCGCGCGGCGCGGCGCUCGCGCCGCGGCUGCCGGCGCCGCUGCUCGCGCAGCUGGUGUGGGCGCUGGCGGCGGCGCGCGUGGCGCACCGGGGGCUGUUGGAGGCGUCGGCGCGGCGGGCGGCUGAGCUGGCGACGGCGUUUGCGGAUGAGUCAGCCGCAGGCCCCACCACCGCAAGCAGCAGCGGCGGCGGCUGCGACGGCAGCGACAGCAGCGACAGCAGCAGGAGCGACGGCAGCGACGGCAGCUGCGGCAGCAACGAGGGCUUCACCAGCAGCAGGCAACCAGAGGCGCUCCUGCUGGGCUGGUCGCAGCUCGGCUUCUGCCCGCCGCCGGCGCUCUCUCUGCGCCUCGAGGCGGUGGCGUCGGAGCUGCGGCGGCGCGAGGGUCGCGCCGUCGCGAGGGCCACGCCGCCGCCGCCGCCGGCCGGCGGCGCAGGUGGGGCAGCGGCGGGCGGGGCGCCGGCCGCGGCGGCGUCGGGGGGAGUAGAAGCGGCCGCCGCCGGGUCGCUGGGCGGCGCGGGCGCGGGCGCGGGCGCCUCGCGGCCGCGGGCGUCGGUGGCUGGUGCGGGCGGCUUGGCCGACCGCUUGGCAAUCGCGACCGCGCGGGGCCGUUUGGUGCGGCCGGCGCACCCGUCGCAGCGGCAGCAGCUGGAACCGCCACAGCAGCAGCAGCAGCAGCAGCCGCCGCAGCAGCAGCAGUUGCAGCAGUAUCAGCAGCAGCAGCAGUAG
Molecule: messenger RNA, 1170 nt
Organism: Monoraphidium neglectum
Lineage: Eukaryota; Viridiplantae; Chlorophyta; Chlorophyceae; Sphaeropleales; Selenastraceae
Exons: 1
Coding region: 1-1170 (389 amino acids)
Source: RefSeq, a predicted model, not a curated record